GCAGAUUAUUGCGCAAGCGCACCCUAUUCAGUGUGCAUCAAUACCGUGUGUGAGUUCAAGAGAGGGAUUCGAGAAAGCCUUUGAUAUGGUUGCAGACAUGGAUGGAGGAAAGCGGAAAAGAAGUAUCUGCUCACGGCAAGAGCCGUUGGCUGCACUGAAGAUCUUGAAAGAUGGGAACAACAAGCGUGACGAAAUCCCCGAUAGAGUGACUCUGAAAAAAGAAAUAGGACUUUUAAGCGCCUGUACAAUAAUCAUAGGGAACAUCAUAGGUUCUGGAAUCUUCAUAUCUCCUAAAGGGGUUCUAGAGCACUCGGGUUCAGUGGGUCUAGCCCUGAUUGUGUGGAUACUAGGGGGAUGUAUAGCUGCCCUGGGCUCCCUCUGCUAUGCUGAGCUGGGGGUCACCAUCCCCAAGUCAGGGGGGGACUACUCCUACGUCACAGAAAUAUUUGGAGGCCUUGUUGGGUUCCUUCUGCUGUGGAGUGCAGUGCUCAUCAUGUACCCUACCACCCUGGCUGUCAUCGCCCUGACCUUUUCUAACUAUGUCCUACAGCCUGUCUUCCCAGACUGUGUCCCUCCCUACAUGGCCACACGCUUGCUGUCAACAGUCUGUCUAUUGUUCCUGACCUGGGUGAACUGUUCCAGUGUACGUCUGGCCACCAGGAUCCAGGAUGUGUUCACGGUGGGGAAGCUGGCGGCCCUGGGUCUCAUCAUAGUGGUCGGCCUGGUGCAGAUCUGCAAGGGUAACUACGAGGGACUGACGCCUCAGGUGGCCUUUGAGUUCAGCACGACUCCCUCGGUUGGGCAGAUCGCUCUGGCUUUCCUUCAGGCCUCAUUCGCCUUCAGUGGAUGGAACUUCCUGAACUAUGUCACAGAGGAAGUGGUUGAACCGCGACGGAACCUACCUCGUGCCAUUUACAUCUCUAUCCCAUUGGUGACCUUUGUGUACACGCUCACCAACAUCGCCUACUUCUCCGCCAUGUCACCCGAGGAGCUGCUGUCAUCCAAUGCUGUGGCUGUUACAUUUGGAGAGAAGCUGCUGGGGAUGUUUUCUGUCAUUAUGCCCAUCUCUGUAGCCUUGUCUACGUUUGGAGGCAUCAACGGCUACCUCUUCACAUCUUCUAGAUUGUGUUUCUCUGGUGCCAGAGAGGGACAUCUACCCAGCCUGCUGGCUAUGAUCCACUUUAAGAACUGCACCCCUAUCCCUGCUCUCCUCUGCUGCUGUACUGCCACCAUUGUAAUCCUGUGUAUAGGAGAGACACACAACCUGAUCAACUAUGUGUCCUUCAUCAACUACCUCUCCUAUGGAGUCACCAUCGCAGGCCUGCUCUAUUACCGAUGGAAGAAGCCCAAACUUUACAGACCAAUUAAGGUAAACCUACUUGUUCCUAUCACCUACCUGAUGUUCUGGGCCCUGUUACUGGGCUUCAGCCUGUACUCUGAGCCUGUAGUUUGUGGUGUUGGGCUGGUCAUCAUGCUCACUGGUGUACCAGUCUACUUCCUGGGGGUGCACUGGAAAGCCAAGCCAAAGUGUAUCUAUGACUUCAUCGAGUCAGCAACCUACGUGGCACAGAGGCUGUGUUUCGUGGUCUUCCCUCAGUUCGACCCCAUCGAGAUCAGUCCAAUCGAAGAAUGGCCCGACAAGUCUUCUGACACUCUAUCUAGGAAGUCUUAAACUUUUUUGCCUUCUGAAGUAUUUUUCUUUUUGUAUAUUCUGUCACUGUAUGAGUACAGACACGGCCCGUUCCUUAUAGUGGAGCCCCUAGUCUGGUCUCUGGUAACCUCAGACUCAUAUCCAUUUCUUUACAGCUAGGUGGAAUUGCCUGCGUUUUGAUGCAUGGGCCACUUGCAAAAAAAAUGUAUUAUCUUUUUGUACUAAGUCGUCAAGGACAACAAGCUAAUGGCAACAGUAUCACAUUUUGAAACAGACUUCAUAUGCCCUACGGAAGUAUUUGAGCCUUUGGAUUUUAAUUGACCUAAGAUUUACUGUGCAUCAUUGUGCCUUUUAGGGGAAAUUGUGUACCUUAUUAACAAACAUGUACCUUACCUAUUAUUGGAAUUUGGAAUUUGCUUUGUGUGUUCCUUAUGAGAAUUUGCUUUGCUUUGUGUGUUCCUUAUGAGAAUUUGCUUUGCUUUGUGUGUUCCUUAUGAGAAUUUGCUUUGCUUUGUGUGUUCCUUAUGAGAAUUUGCUUUGCUUUGUGUGUUCCUUAUGAGAAUUUGCUUUGCUUUGUGUGUUCCUUAUGAGAAUUUGAAAAGCACUGUGGUCUUCCACGUUCUGCUUCUUGCCAGUUGUUAAUUUGCCACAUGUCAUGACUUCCUCAGAUUUGUGAACAUGUUCAAAAUUAUCUGAACAAAGACCUCAGAGCCUUUGACUGGAAUCCUUUGGAAAUUAAUCUCUUUAGCCAGCAACAGCCAACAACAUAGAUGUGUUCUGAUUGUAUACUGCUGAAUGAUAGAUGGUUGUAGUUGAUAGUUGAGUGUCACUAUGUUUUUACAGUAAUUAAUUUGUUUAACUUUUGCCAUUGCCUUUAACAGUACUGAUUCUAUUUCAUAUACUGUAAAUACACGACAACUGUAAUGUUCACAGCUGACAUAAUGACCCAAACACCAAUUUAUACCGAUGUUAUGUGGAAGUAAAACUGCUCACAAAAUGCUUGCUGGACUUUUCUAAUGCUUGUUUCUAAACUAAGAUUCUAAUAUCAAGUUAACUUAUUUUAUUUUCUAUUCUCUACCACACUUAAAACUAAAUGCUGUGCUGGUAACCUGACAAAAACAUACAAAAGGCCUUUGCUUUUCCUGUGGUGCACUGUACUGCCAUUCCAUUUAUUUUCCCUAAACAGAGCUCUUUAACUGAUAUUGUGUUCUUCAUAUGACCAGGCCCUUGACUGUUACUGUAAAAAAAAAAAGAUGAUAUGUUGCAUUUCUUUUGAAAUGAACAUACAUUUUAAGUAGCCUGGAUUUAUAGAUAUAUACUGUAUUGUAGUAGAUAUAUGGAUACUGUACUUGAUACCACACAUUACUCAAGGCACAUAUUUAAUGCCAAUAACCAGAUAAUGAUGUAGGUUUAGGAUAUCAUUAUGUAGUUUGUUAGUACUACGUGAGUCUGAGUUGUCUCUCCAACAGCUGCCAUGAUCAUUAAGCCAGUCAGGUAAAACACAGUGCUUAUGCAAGAUUUGUUACUACUUUAUAUCCAUUUUAGUUCAGAUGUCUAGAGCAGUCUUGAUAUGAAGAGCUUUUACACUGUAAAUUAUUUGUAAAGCAUCAGGUGUUUACAAUGGGUUCAGUACUUGGAAUGUUAACUGGAAUGUAUUUUAGUGCACUUUUUUGUAAAUGAGAAAAUGACAAUAAUACCACAAUAAAUCAAAUACCUAUCGGAA
This is a messenger RNA of Oncorhynchus masou masou (cherry salmon), 3374 nucleotides long. It is a transcript of the gene slc7a10b, whose product is annotated as solute carrier family 7 member 10b. Lineage: Eukaryota; Metazoa; Chordata; Actinopteri; Salmoniformes; Salmonidae. The record is from RefSeq and is a predicted model, not a curated record. Gene Ontology annotation, cellular component: membrane. The coding region runs from base 86 to 1672 and encodes 528 amino acids. Gene Ontology annotation, molecular function: neutral L-amino acid transmembrane transporter activity; L-amino acid transmembrane transporter activity. Gene Ontology annotation, biological process: amino acid transmembrane transport; D-alanine transmembrane transport; D-serine transmembrane transport. The transcript is spliced from 11 exons.